AUGGACAUAGAGGCAGACAUCCUGACACUAGGACAGAUUCAGGAAGCAUAUGCCUAUGUGAGAUCAUCACCAGAUGUUGUACGUACGCCACUUCUUGCACACGUACAAGAUCUGUUUAUAGAAACAAACACCAAGAAACAUGAGGAAGGCAGCUCCGAUGACGCAGACGGCAAAAGUCAGCUGGAUAUAUCCCAGAUAGAUUUGUAUAUGAAAAUGGAGAACAUGCAGACAACAGGCUGUUUCAAGAUUCGAGGAGUUGUCAAUCAGAUGCGACAACUGAGGACAAAACAUGGUCAAGGUUGUAAUCUGGUGACAAUGUCUGCAGGGAAUUAUGGGAAAGCUUUUGCUCACUGUGUAGGGAGGUCUGAUGCCAGAUGUGUCUGCAUUAUGCCCACCACUGCUCCACAGAAUCGAGUCACUGUUAUUGAGGGGAUGGGAGUUCAAGUGAAACAAGUGCCGACCUCUGACCUGGAAGCAGAAGUCAGUCUGUUGGUCAAGGAAGGCUUCGUCUACAGCCACUCAUUUAAUGACCUUGAUCUGAUUGCAGGACAUGCCAGUUCUGGCUUGGAGCUGUUGGAAGAUUUGCCAGAUCCGGACGUGAUCGUUGUCAACUGUGGAGGUGGUGGAUUUAUUUCUGGUGUUGCUGCCGCCGUGUCACUGUCAGGUGUCAACAAUUGUCGUAUUUAUGCUGUGGAGCCAGACGGAGCUGCAACCAUGUCUGAAAGUUUUAAAGCAAAGAGAGCCAUGUCUCUUCCACACGUCAAGUCAGUAGCUGCGGGAUUGGCUCCACCAUAUGCAGGGUCACUGUGCUACAAACACUGUCUCAAGUUCGUCGAGGAUGUUCUCCUUGUGUCUGAUGAGGAGAUCCUCCGAGCCACGAAGAAGAUGUUUGAGAGAGGCAUCAAAGCUGAACCAUCUGGCAGUGCGGCCCUGGCGGCAGUUCUUGCAGGGAAAGUUCCGUACAUUCAGGGUAAAAAGGUCGUCGUUUAUGUCACUGGGGGUAAUGUCACUUGCGAGGAAAUGAGUCAGUACCUGCUACUGGUGUCUUGA
This is a messenger RNA of Candidula unifasciata, 1050 nucleotides long. The record is from the annotation of a GenBank genome assembly. Lineage: Eukaryota; Metazoa; Mollusca; Gastropoda; Stylommatophora; Geomitridae.